Misgurnus anguillicaudatus (oriental weatherfish) is the source of this 2800-nucleotide messenger RNA. Its product is annotated as threonine synthase-like 1. The record is from RefSeq and is a predicted model, not a curated record. Lineage: Eukaryota; Metazoa; Chordata; Actinopteri; Cypriniformes; Cobitidae. Gene Ontology annotation, molecular function: pyridoxal phosphate binding. Gene Ontology annotation, cellular component: cytoplasm. Gene Ontology annotation, biological process: amino acid metabolic process.
ACAUCAUACACAGCAGCAUUGUCAUAACUGCAUAAGAUACUCAUCAGUAUAUCUAGAUCUAUUAUGCGUUACAUCUGAUAUAUAUUUUAAUUUCUGCUCAUUUUAUUCAUUUUGAACAAUUUUCACACUUAAAUAAUUUGCCAGAACUAUCUGAACAUAUAAUUCAAUGUUUAUAUGCAAAACAAGUGUGUGAUUGAGCCAUUAUGUUCCCUUCCUUUUUAGAUAGAUAUAAACAAAUUUCACACCACAUCACAAGUGUUUAAUAAAAACACGACACUGUUGCUAUUAAAUGAAAGACGUUUUCAGCAGUAACAACAUAAACAAGCGGCUUUCGUAACUUCCGGUAAACUCCGCGAAGAAUAAAUAACAAAGUCCUUUUAAAGUAGUUUAUUUAUAUAACAAGCAAAAUAAACAACACGUAGAUUACAUAGGAACCCAAAACAUUUGUUAUUUUUGACGAGGUAUUUGUUUCAGUUUCAGCAACUAGUCAGACCAUUGAACAAACAGAAACCGGAAGUAAAGUUUGGACCAGAUGCUUAUCGCGUCACCGCACGUGCGCCCGAUGAAACGAGAUUAUAAUCCUUUGUGCCAAGAUGAUCUCUGCAAAUAUCUGUCAGCGGUUGGGCAAACUGAGAAAUCUCAGGACUCGCCUGUUAUUUUUUCCACUUGGUUCUUCAUACUUCACCACAGCAUGGUUAUCAAACCAAAUCUCGAAACCUGAUAAAAUGAACAUUAUUCUGAUGGGUCCUCCAGGAGCGGGGAAGACCAGCGUUGGACGCAUUGUGGGAUGCCGUUUAGGAAUGCCCGUUAUUGAUAUUGAUGAUGAUGUUCUUGAAAGGACAUGGGGAAUGAGUGUAGCGGACAAACUCUCAGAGGUCGGUGGAGAUCGUUUCAUCGAAGAAGAAGGUAAAGCAGUUUGUGGAUUUACUGCUACAGGAAGCGUCAUAUCGCUGACUGGCUCCAAUCCACUGCAUCAGGACUCCAUGCAGCAUCUGAAACGCUCUGGACUGGUUGUCUAUCUGGAUGUGGAUGCAGACGAUAUCAUGCAGAGACUCACUAACAUGAAGGUGAAUAGGAUUGUGGGUCAGGAUGCUGGCGUUUGUAUGCGAGACAUAUUACGGUACAGGAACCAGUUUUAUGAGAAAUGGUUGGAUGCACGAGUACUUUGUGGAAGAGGAGACUCGGUGGAGGACGUGGCAAAAAAAGUGCUCAAAACUUUGGAUAGAUAUAAUGACUCUGAAUCAGAGAGUUUCAUUUCAACAAGGAGCAAAAAGGAUGUGGCAAGCGAUCCUAAAUUCUUUAGUGAAGUUGUUGUGGAGGGUCUUGCACCAGACGGAGGGCUUUACGUACCAAAGAACGGAUUUCCCAAACUAGAACCGUCCGAAUGGUUGAGAAUAGCCAACAUGCCAUAUGCCACGAGAGCUCUGGCUAUACUGGAAAACUGUAUCCAUCCUAUGGAUUUGUCUCCUGUAGAACUGAGCACAAUGCUGCAUCGUGCCUAUGGGCAAAAUUUUAGUAAUAAAUCAGUGGUACCUCUUAAACACCUUACAGGCAAUCAAUAUAUUCUUGAGCUUUUUCACGGCCCCACCGCCUCUUUUAAAGAUCUCGCACUGCAGUUAAUGCCACAGCUGUUUGCUCACUGCCUUCCACCAAUGUGCAACUACCUCAUCCUAGUGGCCACAUCUGGAGAUACCGGUGGUGCGGUGCUGAAUGGGUUCAGUAAUCUUAAAGACACCGACCUGGAGAGGAUAGGAGUACUGGUAUUUUUCCCAGAGAAUGGUGUGAGUGAAAUCCAGAAACUACAGAUGACCGGAUUUCAAAAGGGCAAUGCCAGGUCCAUCGGCGUCUUAUCCGACUUUGACUUCUGCCAGAAGUCCAUUAAACGUAUGUUUGGGGACUCGAGCUUGACGGGCCACAUAGCUGUGGAGUAUGCAACGGUUCUCAGUACCGCAAACUCCAUCAACUGGGCUCGAUUGCUACCACAGGUGGUGUAUCACUGCUCAGCCUACAUGGACUUGCUUAAAAACCGAGUGCUGACGUUUGGGGAUCCUAUUGAUGUUUGCAUCCCUACUGGAAACUUUGGCAAUGCCAUGUCAGCCCUAUACGCAAAACAGAUGGGAAUCCCGAUACGGAAGGUCAUAUGCGCAGCCAAUCGUAACUGUGUCAUAUCUGAUUUUAUUGCUAGCGGAGAGUAUGAUCUUCGAGGCAGGAAGCUGCUUGUUUCAAACUCUCCUGCUAUUGAUAUUUUAAAGUCCUCUAAUCUGGAAAGGUUUAUCCAUCAUGUAUCCGGUGGGGAUGGUCAUCUUGUGAGAGACCUGUUCUUUAAUCUGGAGAAAGAUCAGGUUUUUAAAGUGUCUGAGGCUUUACUGCAGAAAAUAAAUCUGGAAGUUGAAGCAGGCUGGUGCUCUGAAGACGACUGCUUGAAAGCCAUUCAUGACGUGCACAAGAGAACGGGCUACAUAAUGGAUACGCACACGGCGGUUGGCAAAGUGGUCGCCAGCCGUAUACAUGACAAUACCUGUCCACUUGUGUUAUGCUCGACAGCACACCAUGGGAAGUUUGCCCCAGCUGUGUUAAAAGCCCUUCGGUGUCAAAAUAUCCCACAGGACCCUAUUGAACAGUUAGACAAACUCUGCACCAUUGGAGGUCAACAACAAAUGCAUGAAGCUUUGCUGAAGUGCCUGAGAAACAGCAGAGAUCAUCCAUAUAAAAUAUGUCAGGCUGACUUUAAUGUGCUGUCAGAAGAAGUAGAAACUAUGAUACAAGAUUCCUUUAUGAAAGUGCAGUAAGACCUACAAAU